This is a messenger RNA of Nematolebias whitei (Rio pearlfish), 790 nucleotides long. RefSeq names its product thymosin beta-12. The transcript has 3 exons. Bases 83 to 211 code for a protein of 42 amino acids. Gene Ontology annotation, cellular component: cytoplasm. Gene Ontology annotation, biological process: regulation of cell migration; actin filament organization. Lineage: Eukaryota; Metazoa; Chordata; Actinopteri; Cyprinodontiformes; Rivulidae. Gene Ontology annotation, molecular function: actin monomer binding. The record is from RefSeq and is a predicted model, not a curated record.
AUGCGCAAAGGCGAAGCAGUUCUGCUGCAAACUGCCGCCGAGUCGUUUCAUCGCCCAGAAGGAGUUCGACUGAACCGCAGCCAUGAGCGACAAGCCCGACAUCUCUGAGGUGACCAGCUUCGACAAGUCCAAGCUGAAGAAGACGGAGACGCAGGAGAAGAACCCGCUGCCCACCAAAGAGGUCAUCGAGCAGGAGAAGCAGGCGUCCUGAAGUCUCUCCUCCAUCAUGCACUGCACCCCCCCACCCCACCCCCCCAUGCACCGCCUUGUUUUCAGUCACCUCUUCGCCCUAUGACCCCGUAACCCAAACGAUGACAUCACGACCGUAACCGAGCCGCACCACCUGCGGACGGACGUCUGCCGCCUCCCACUCGGAGGGGGAGGGGUGGGGGUACGAGCGGCAGCAGGUCGGGCGGGGGGGGGGCUCCAAACACGGUGCGGCCGCUUCAUUCGUCCUGCGCCCGAGCCGAGGCGUCCAGCUUCUUCAGUUCCAGACACAUUUUGUCGCACGCCGGCCGAAGUUCGCCCACAAACGUAAACCUUUAAAUUUUGUGUUAGAGCUGACCCGGUUCCAUCCAGACCUGGGGGGUUCAACCGGACCUGCCUUGACCCUCUGGAGUCUGAGGGCAGCUUCAUGUCGUCUCAUGAGAGGUUCUGGUAAUUUGCUGACUUUUUUUUUUUUUCUUGUUGCUUUGAACUCGAACAACUUCUGGAGUUUUGUAAAUUCCCACAGUCGUGUAAUCUGCCACAAACAUUACUGAUGUUGUAAUAAAGAUUUGUUACGAAGUCA